AUGCCUGAGCGCAAAACCAGCUUGUUGUGCGCUCUCAUGAGUCCAGAGCAGAUCAGUGAGCUUCGCGAACGUUCGGAGAGACUUGCAUGUGAUUCCUUGACAGGCACUGGCUUGCUGGAUGAUGGCUGGGUGAGCGGCUCAGAAGAGCAGCAGGAAACCCUGGGCGCCCUUCUCCUCUCCGAGCGGCUGCACCAACGCUUCCAGUACCGAUCCUUUGCGAAGGGCGAUGAAAUGCCCGGGUCGGAGGAGCCCGGUGUGGGAGUGGAAGAGUUUGAGCGGCUGGAGCAGGCCUUAGCGGCGAACUUUGAGUCACUCCAGGACCUUCGACGGCGCCUUGCACCAUUGGCUUCACCGGCAGGGACGUUGCGAUGCCCCUGCCGCAGCGACCUCCUACAGGGUGCCGCCGAGGUACAGUCGAUGCUGCGGCGGAGCUUGUCAUCGUCAUCAUCACACGUGGUGAUGAUGAGGCGGACAGAAGAAGGAAAGCAAGCUGCCGAGGUCCUGGAGGACAGCCCCGAGGACCGGCGGUCCGAGCGUCGCAUUUUGAUGACCUUGGCCCUGGCUGCUUGUUGUGGUGUUGCAGCGGUUCCAUAUGCUGCCAUUGCCAGAGCCUGGCUGUGGGCAAUUGCUUUCUUCGGGUUUGCCCUGGCAAACAUUGUUCUGCUGCUGAACUACCAGCGGCUGUCGCUUCCGCACGUGCACCGCCGUUUCGAGCGGCAGCUGAGCCACCUAUCGUCCAGACGGGAGGAGAUCCUGGUCGAGAUUCGGGACCUUCAACGCUCUUCGCAGAAGGCCGGGGCGGCUCACGCCCGUGCCUGCAUUUUCCUGCAGAGCGUGAAUGUCCUCCGGAACAUCAACUACGUCGUCCUCUGCAUCAAGACGGAAACGCAGAGGGCUGCAGCGGCGGCCAUGGGUGGGAUGGGUGGAAUGCAGGAGAGCGUCGUCUUGGGAGGUCUGAGGCUGCUCCUCGCGUUGCUUCCGCGGUGUGAGCAGCGCUGGGAGGCUGAAAUUCUGGCCGACGAUGACUGCCGUGUUGCGGUGGCUGCUCUGGCAGACGCAGAGACCGAGCCCUCGGCGCGGCUCGUCGCCGAAAGCCAGAAACGCCUUUGGAUCCUGCUCAGAAUGGUCCAUCUGUCAUCUGUUCUGCCCAUUGAGGCGCAGGGCCAACUCGGCUCCCUUGUGCAGCGAUAUGCGCGGCCCAUUUUGAUCGAGGGCCGCGUGCCUUUGCAAAAUGCAUCGGCUCUGGAGAUGCACAACAAAGCGGACCACAAAGAGGAGCCCAUUGUGGAGAUGCUUUGCCGGUGA
Symbiodinium sp. CCMP2456 is the source of this 1305-nucleotide messenger RNA. The record is from the annotation of a GenBank genome assembly. NCBI's taxonomy places the organism in Eukaryota, Dinophyceae, Suessiales, Symbiodiniaceae.